Populus euphratica (Euphrates poplar) is the source of this 1276-nucleotide messenger RNA. RefSeq names its product Transcription initiation factor TFIIE, beta subunit. Gene Ontology annotation, molecular function: TFIIH-class transcription factor complex binding. Bases 129 to 983 code for a protein of 284 amino acids. NCBI's taxonomy places the organism in Eukaryota, Viridiplantae, Streptophyta, Magnoliopsida, Malpighiales, Salicaceae. The transcript has 5 exons. Gene Ontology annotation, cellular component: transcription factor TFIIE complex. The record is from RefSeq and is a predicted model, not a curated record. Gene Ontology annotation, biological process: transcription initiation at RNA polymerase II promoter.
GUUUCUCUCUCUAUCUUUUUAGCCGCACUCGUUUUGCAAUUGGAUUCGUUUUUCCAAGAGGCAGCAGAAGGUAGAGGGAGAGAGAAAAGCAUCUCGAAACGCCGAGUUUAGCACUGCAAAACGCAAAGAUGGCGCUGCAAGAACAAUUAGAUCGAUUCAAGAAGCAGCAAGAGAAGUGUCAGUCUACGCUUACAAGUAUUGCGAAAUCAAGGCCGUCUAAAUCCAGUCUGACUCAAAAAACGGUUGCCGUAGCUCCAUCGCCAUCUACCAGUGCGAGGACUCCUGCUCCUGCUGUCAAAUUUUCUAAUGAUACGGAGCGGCUUCAGCAUAUUAAUAGCAUUCGAAAAGCCCCUGCCGGGGCUCAAAUCAAGCGUGUCAUAGACCUGCUUCUAGAGACAAGGCAAGCCUUUACUCCAGAACAAAUAAAUGACCACUGUUAUGUUGAUAUGAAUUCCAACAAAGCCGUGUUUGACAGUUUGAGGAACAAUCCGAAAGUGCACUAUGAUGGGAAACGCUUCUCUUACAAGUCCAAGCAUGAUUUGAAGGACAAGAGUCAACUCCUUGUCUUGAUACGGAAAUUUCCAGAGGGCAUUGCUGUCAUUGACCUCAAGGAUGCAUACCCAAAUGUGAUGGAUGACUUGCAGGCUUUGAAAGCUGUAGGCCAGAUUUGGCUGCUAUCAAACUUUGAUUCGCAGGAGGAUAUUGCCUACCCAAAUGACCCUAGGAUGGUCAUUAAGGUGGAUGAUGACCUUAAACAGCUUUUUCGAGGGAUUGAGUUGCCUCGUGAUAUGCUUGACAUUGAGAAGGAUCUACAAAAGAAUGGGAUGAAACCUGCGACCAAUACUGCGAAGAGGAGGGCUGCAGCUCAGGUGCAGGGCAUUUCCACUAAGCAAAAGGCCAAGAAGAAGAAGCAUGAGAUCAGCAAGAGAACUAAGCUCACCAAUGCACAUCUUCCAGAACUUUUUAAAAACCUUGGUUCUUGAUUCUUUGGGGGCUAGAAUGUUCUGUUGUUGAAUCUCUCUGAGAUGAUCAUUUAUAGCUGAGGUGCAAUAUACUCUUAUGCAAAGUUGCCGGAUGCCUUUGUGCUCUGGAGUUCAUAUCAGUGUGUCCUGCCCGUCAGAAUUUUAUGUACUUUCAUCAUCUAAAUACCAGUUGUUUGGCCUGAUAUUUUGAUUCCGUUGUGAUGUUGCCCAUAAAACAGUGUUGCGUUGUUCACGUUGGACACAACACCCAUUUAUUUAGUGGAGGAUAAUUUGCAAGGUUCCUUAUUCUGGUA